Messenger RNA from Saccostrea cuccullata (small rock oyster), 514 nucleotides. Its product is annotated as U6 snRNA-associated Sm-like protein LSm8. Gene Ontology annotation, biological process: mRNA splicing, via spliceosome. Gene Ontology annotation, cellular component: U4/U6 x U5 tri-snRNP complex; precatalytic spliceosome; U6 snRNP. The transcript has 4 exons. The coding region runs from base 92 to 382 and encodes 96 amino acids. The record is from RefSeq and is a predicted model, not a curated record. NCBI's taxonomy places the organism in Eukaryota, Metazoa, Mollusca, Bivalvia, Ostreida, Ostreidae. Gene Ontology annotation, molecular function: RNA binding.
GAUUGAUCAAUACUUGCUUCUCCCUCCUCAGAAAAGGAGAAGAUAACUCGUACUUUUGUGUUCGUUUUGAAAGCGUUUCCAGCAAAGCAGUAUGUCCUCGGCGCUGGAGUCUUAUGUUAACCGGACAGUUUCCAUAGUAACAGCUGAUGGAAGAAUAAUUGUAGGAACGUUGAAAGGUUUUGAUCAGACCAUAAACUUAAUUCUUGACGAGAGCCAUGAAAGAGUGUACAGCACAUCACAGGGGGUGGAACAAGUCAUAUUGGGAUUAUACAUCAUUAGGGGGGAUAAUGUAGCGGUGAUAGGGGAAAUUGACGAUGACACAGACAAUGGAUUAGACUUCAACAGCAUCAAGGCAGAGCCACUCAAUGCCGUGACACACUGAAGACUAGAGUCCCCACAUCAUUUAAAUCAUGCAUUGCUGUACCAAACAUUCUAGCCUUGACAUUGUGCAUCAUUUAAAUCAUGCAUUGUCUUACGAAACAUUUGAGCAUUAGCAAUGUGAAUUUCAAGGCUU